Molecule: messenger RNA, 612 nt
Organism: Capronia coronata CBS 617.96
Lineage: Eukaryota; Fungi; Ascomycota; Eurotiomycetes; Chaetothyriales; Herpotrichiellaceae
Exons: 1
Coding region: 1-612 (203 amino acids)
Source: RefSeq, a predicted model, not a curated record
AUGUCAAGAAGUCCGCUACCCUGUCGAGAUGCCAACUGCAGACACGGGGACUGUUCGCUGUCUCGCCAGAACAAGCAGCUAGAGCAGCGCGUCGGAGACGAGCUGUUGCGUGCAAACAGAGCCGAAAGCAAACGAGAGCUUUUGAAAACAGAUUUUACACAUCUGGAAAGCGCCAUGAAAGCUCGUGAUAAGGAAAAUUCAGGCUUGAAGGAGAGAAUAGCAUCUCUAGAAGCAUCAUUGAAGGAAACAUCGGCGGCUCUUGAGGUCGAAAAGACUGCGGCAAAUGAGAUCCGAGGCACCCUGAGAAUGGUCAACUUCAACAAAGAGCACCAGCUUGUCAUGGCUCAACAAGCAUUGGCGCUUGUCAACAAGAUCCAGCUCGAUAAAGCAGAGACGUUGUCAGAAAUCAUCCAGGACUACCUACGUCGACUGGGCACCGACAUCAACCUGCAGGCGCUUCCAGAUGAAAAACAAGCCUCGAAUGCAUUAAGGACUCCGAAACGACCUCGAUCUGCUGAGCCAGUGGACGAAUCAGCCAGAAAGCAGUCAACAAAACCACGGAUUCCACCCCAACGGGAGAAGGUCGCCGAGGGAGGGCCCAACGGUGCCUAG